Messenger RNA from Dreissena polymorpha, 4054 nucleotides. RefSeq names its product S-adenosylhomocysteine hydrolase-like protein 1. The record is from RefSeq and is a predicted model, not a curated record. NCBI's taxonomy places the organism in Eukaryota, Metazoa, Mollusca, Bivalvia, Myida, Dreissenidae. Gene Ontology annotation, biological process: L-methionine cycle. The coding region runs from base 488 to 2089 and encodes 533 amino acids. The transcript is spliced from 16 exons. Gene Ontology annotation, cellular component: cytosol.
AAUAUUUUAUCAUUUUUGUUUAAAACAUUUUAUUUGCUUGAGUUUUCAUUAAAAUUAUCAAAUACUCUUUUAAGGUCACUUUAAGGCUAUGUACUGUAAUUUAGCUGUUGCAAUCACUAUUCGUCUGUCUUUCGUCAAUCAUGUGUCAUCAAUGUUAAGCUUGUGAACACUAGAUAGGCAAGAUUAAUUGCCCAAGCGGCUGGAAACUUGUUCAGAAGAUUUGUUUGAAUGGUACCUCAGACAAGUUUGAAACUAGAUAACGUAAUUUAUGAUAGCUGCUCAGGGAGAGCAAACCUAUAUUAUUGAUUUCAAAGAGUGACGAACAACAUGCGCAGGGCUGAAACGAGUCUUGAACAAAAAUAUGGUCAUGUUUAAUAAACGAGGAUAAAAGGAAUAUUCUGGAUCAACAAGCAAGGCUUAGGAGUCAUUAUCACAAAAAUAAUGCUUUAUAAAUAAGGAUUAAAGGAACUUUUCUGGGUAGGCAGCAAUGUUGUCGAAAAAGUUACUCGCUAAAACUGACUCCAAUGCGGACGGAUAUGACCCGCCGGAGAAAAUGCGAAACCUGUCGGAUGAGGAUUUUAUCAAGAAGGCCCGUGCCGGAAAUAGACGGCAUAGUGUACAGCUUGACAAGCGAGUCACUCAGCAGUUCCUGGAUGGCGGUAAAGUGGAUAGAAGGUCUAGUAAUGCCAGCUCGUAUGGCGGGAGUACAGACUCGCUAUCCUCUUACACUGGCAGUUCCUCUGAUGAGGAAGAUGAUGUCAACCCGAGAGAGAAACAACAGCAAAACACCAAAGGGUUCACUGACUUCUGUGUGAAGAACAUUGACCAUGCAGCCUUUGGCAGGAGGGAGAUUGAGAUUGCAGAGCAGGAGAUGCCUGGUCUGAUGGCAUUGCGCAAACGAGCGGAGAGUGACAAGCCCCCGCUACAGGGUGCCAAGAUCAUCGGCUGUACACACAUCACUGCUCAGACCGCGGUUCUGAUUGAGACCCUUGUGCACCUUGGAGCGUCUGUUAGGUGGGCUGCAUGUAACAUCUACUCCACCCAGAACGAGGUGGCCGCUGCUUUAGCUGAGUCCGGUUACCCAAUAUUUGCCUGGAAAGGGGAGACGGAGGAAGACUUCUGGUGGGCAAUUGAUAAAUGUAUCAAUGCUGACGGAUGGCAGCCAAACAUGAUCCUGGAUGAUGGCGGAGAUGCGACCCACCUGAUGCUCAAGCGCUACCCGGCACUGUUCAACAUGGUGAAGGGACUGGUGGAGGAGAGCGUGACCGGUGUACACCGCCUGUACCAGCUCUCCAAGUCUGGCAAACUCACCGUGCCAGCCAUGAACGUCAAUGACUCUGUCACCAAGACCAAGUUUGACAACUUGUACAGCUGCAGAGAGUCCAUCUUGGAUGCAUUAAAGCGUACAACGGACAUCAUGUUUGGUGGCAAGCAGAUUCUUGUAUGCGGGUAUGGAGAGGUGGGAAAGGGUGUCACCUCUGCCCUCAAGGGCCUCGGGGCUAUUGUGAACGUGUCAGAGAUUGACCCCAUCUGUGCACUGCAAGCCAGCAUGGACGGCUACAGGGUUGUGCGUAUUGAAGAAGUGGUGAAGAAUAUUGACGUGGCGAUCACGUGCACGGGAAACAAGAAUGUGAUCACUCGUGCGCACAUGGAUCGCAUGAAGACUGGUUGUAUUGUGUGCAAUAUGGGACAUUCCAAUACAGAGAUUGAUGUGAACAGUUUGAGGACACCAGACCUGACCUGGGAGAAGGUCCGGUCUCAGGUUGACCACAUAAUCUGGCCAGACAGCAAACGCAUCAUCCUCAUUGCUGAGGGUCGUCUUGUUAACCUGAGCUGUUCCAGUGUUCCCUCCUUUGUGGUCUCCAUCACAGCUGUAACACAGGCUCUUGCGUUGAUAGAGCUGUUCAAUGCACCAGCUGGCCGAUACAAGCAAGACGUCUACCUCCUUCCAAAGAAAAUGGAUGAGUAUGUAGCCCUGUUACACCUGCCCACAUUCGAUGCCCACUUGACAGAGCUUACUGAUGAACAAGCUAAAUACUUGGGUCUGUCUAAGACUGGACCAUUCAAGCCGAACUACUAUAGGUAUUAAGCAAUCGGCAAUUGUGAUAGAAGAUCUACAGAUCUGCCCUUCUAGUUGUUGUACUCUUACUUAGACUACACAUACGGCUGCAAUGUAACCUAAUUGUGGUUACCUUUGGAGAUCAACACUUUGUGAACCUAUCUUAGUUAUAGCAUGACCAUUUGAUUUUGUUGAAAGGAGGAUUUCAUUAUAACAAUUAUUUGAAUAAGAUGCCAUACUUUUCAUAUGAAUUUGUUUGCAAGUAUCAAAACUAGCAAAGGUGACUCAUUUUAUUACAGAUAUUGCUUUCAAUAAUUGUACCAUAUCUUUGUGAAUGUAUAAACAUAGAUAUAUUUAUUUUGUCCUUAUAAUGAAAAAAGAUAAUAUGGAAUUAGAAGAAGUCAUUUGCAUUUAACCUGAUAUGUGUAAACUUUGGGUUCUUUUAUUAUAAGCAUCAAGUAAAUACAAAUAAUCAACACAUAAUUUCAAGCACCCAUCCACGCUACUAUCAUCCCCUACGUCAGUGAAUAUGCAAGCACCAUUAGAAGCCUUUUGAAUGUCACAUUUAUUUCAAUGCAAUAAGAGACACAUUUGCAAGACUGAGAAAUAGCAAAAGAACAUUCCACAAUCAAUCUAACAAAUUUGUCAAAUGUCUGGAAUUAAUGUUGUUCAGCUAUAACACUUGUUUUUUGAAAAUUUAUUGGAUCACAAAAUUUCUUUAUAAUUUUUACUAAAAUUUACUUUCUUUGUGAUUUAUUACAAAUGGACUUAUUUGAUAAUAUUGAAGGUGUUCCAAUAAUACCGGAUUGCUUGGCAUAAAUAGAGUACAGUUAUUUGCUGCUGUAAACUUUCUUUAUACUAAGAAUUGAUAGUUUACAUACAUGUACUAAGUUAACAUACAUGUGCUUUUGUAUAUAGUAUUACUUUUCAUUCAAUCAGGAUCCAUAUAGAAAUAGUUGUAUGCUUAUGAAGUAUUUGUCAAAAAGGACUCCAUGCAUUUGAUUGAACAAAUCCUUGGUGCCCAUGUGGUUGUUUCUAGAAAGAAGAAAUGAGAACAUUACCCAUUUAAUGCUGGUAAUGCAAAAUUGUGCUUGGGCUCCUUAUGUAAGAACUUGAGCAUGGAAUAUGCAAGGAGUUAAAAGUCCAAUAUGGGAUUUAAAUUGUGUACAUAUAGUUCGCUUAUAGCCUGGAGAUUCAUAUAUUUGGUGUAUGUAAAAUUAGUGUGUUAAAUUAGUACGAUUAUAAUUGAAGCCUGUAGCCUCUUUCUAUAAGAAUAGAAGUUUUAAUUAUUGUAAAAUAAAAUAAACAAUAUGAAUUUAGUUUAAUAAGUAUAUUACGGACAGGUAUUGAAAUAUAAAGGUUUCAUUUGUUGGCAGGAAUAGAAAAUAUUCAUCUACAUCAAUAUAUGCAUUUUUUUUUUAUUAUCAUUUAAUUUUGUAUAUUUAUGUUAAAUGACCAUGACUGUGGCCGUGGUUAUUUCACUAGAUCUGUAUGUGUGUAUUUGUCAUCAUGAUUUGUUUGAAAAACUAAAACUUUGGAAUAUUUUUUUGGAUCUCAUUCGGUAAAGGACUUGUUCUUAGAUUUUCCUAUUUUUGACAACAUGUUUGAAAAUUGUCUUUUUAACAAGUUCCUUUAACUAAAUUUGUCAUUCCCAAAACCCAGCAAUAAAACUAAAUAAAGGACAAAAUUGACUAAUGAUGUAUCAUGUACUUGAAAAUCUAAUUUUGAGUGCAUUAACAUUGUUUACAAAAAAUGUACUAAUGAAUUCGCCAUAUUAAUGUUUUGCAGACCUUAAAAUGGUGUAUAAUAUUGUUGUUUGCAUAGUAACAAUUUUGUGAUAAAUCUACCUGUAGUCAAUUUUUUGUUUUUUGCCAAGUUUUCUAGGCAUUGCAGUUUUUGUUACUAUUUACGCACGUGAUUUCUGCUAUAGUGAAACUGGUCAGAAAAUCAUAGGCUCCAUAUUAUUUAAAUCAGAAAGAAAAUAAAAAUAAACUU